GCAGCUAUUUUGCACUUUCACAUCAUUACCUCCUCUGAUCAGAUCUGCUUAGAUACCAUAUUCAUACACUAUACAACCCCCAUGCUCACCGAUAUAGACUCGUUCCAUGAAUACCUCCGAACGUGCAAGAAUAUCGUUGCGCUAGUUGGCGCCGGUCUAUCGGUCAAGUCGGGCCUCCCGACGCACCGUGCGUCAAAUGAAAAGUGGAAAAACUUCCAGAUGAUCGAUUUGGCGACCCCAGAGGCGUUCCAGAUCGAUCCAGGCUUGGUGUGGCAAUUCUACACCCACAAGCGGUAUCAGGCGUUGGAGGCUGUUCCCAAUAACGGCCACCGCGCUCUAGCGAAGCUAGCACAGAGGUCUGCCCCCAUUUUCUCUAACCACCUGAACCCUUUUUUCAAGCAUUCCAGCCGCGGUGCCACGCCCAACGACAGCCCUAGGGCGUCCCAGGGGCCAGAGGACCCCAGGUUCCGGUUCCUAACCUUGACCCAGAACGUGGAUGGCUUGCACCAGCGCGCGAGCCAUCCAGCCGACCACUUGGUGGAACUCCAUGGGUCACUCUUCACCUUGCGGUGUACCUCUUUCAUGUGCACGUACCGUGAAGACUGUAACUAUGUCCAUCCGUUGACCCCCGCGUUGCGCGACAACGAUGUGGAAACGCCGCCUAGCCGCAAGCGAAAGCUUUCAGGAGAGGCUUCUGUCGAUAAGACACCGACAGCGGAGGCUAUCCCCACGCUUCUCUCGCCCGUAUUUCAGCCAGUGCAGCAGCUCGAGGAGGCACAGCUUCCUCACUGCCCCGAGUGCCACGAGGGCUUGUUGCGCCCAGGCGUUGUGUGGUUCGGGGAGUCGUUGCUCUUCAAGGCCAUAGAUACGGUCGACCGUUUCAUGACGAGUGCUAAGGUGGACUUGAUUUUGGUUAUCGGCACGUCCGGUGCCGUCUGGCCCGGCGUUGGCUAUGUCGAACGCGUCAAGCUCCAGGGCGGGAAAGUGGCGGUCUUUAAUGUUGAAACUGUGAGCGAAGGCGACUGGUUUUUUCAGGGCGACGCGGGGGACAUGUUGUGCGAGGCAUUGAAGCCCCUAAUUGAAUGACAAAGCCCGAUAGAGGGAGGAAAUUGGGGGCGGAAAAAUGAAAUGGAGAAAGAGACGUGGAGAAAUAGAAAAGAGAUAUAGAGAAUUAGAGAAGAGAUGGGGAACUAAGGAUAGGAAAGCUGUUACAGAAAAUACCCAGUUGAUUAUUGACUGAAGUUUGGCUCAACCUUAAAGCCAAGAUGCAUACUCAGA
This is a messenger RNA of Babjeviella inositovora NRRL Y-12698, 1278 nucleotides long. RefSeq lists its product as uncharacterized. The record is from RefSeq and is a predicted model, not a curated record. The transcript is spliced from 2 exons. The coding region runs from base 82 to 1086 and encodes 334 amino acids. NCBI's taxonomy places the organism in Eukaryota, Fungi, Ascomycota, Pichiomycetes, Serinales. Gene Ontology annotation, molecular function: NAD+ binding.